AUGGAAUUUAAAGACGUCACUAAUAAAAAUUAUAAGGAUCAAGCUAUUUUCUUCCUUAAUGCUUUCUGGGCUGAAGCUGGAAAAGAUGCAGAAAAUAUUUGGAGAUUAUAUUUCCUUGUUACUGAACUUGAUGUAGAAAAUGGAGCAAAUGGAAGUAAACUUGAUGAAUUUGGAGCACAUAGAUUCUUUGAAAAAGAAGGAAUUCCAUUCUCAGUCCAAGAGAUGAGACAAAAACUUAAUGUUUCAGAUCCAAAGUUUAAGAAAAUUGCAUUCAUUGAAUUUCUUUUAUACAAAUAUAAUCAAACCAUUAAGGAGUUAAUGGCUAGACCUCAAGGAACUAAUGAGGCUCUUAUAAAAGCACAAAAAGCAAUGGAAGAUGUACAAAAUGAAAUUCAAAAGAUUGAAGAUAAAAAGAAAGAUUUAGAGAAGAAAGCUGCUCAAGGAACUGGUGUUGCUGCUAUGAGAGCUAAUAAUGAACUUCAACAACUUCUUUCUGGUGAUAAAACUGAAUUGAAUAGAGCACUUUUAACUGCUGAAGCAUCAGUUAGAAAAGCACAAAAGAGUGGAGGAGAUGGAGAAUCCCCAGCUGGUGCUCUUUGGUGGUUAGCAAGAGAACUUGAAGAAGCAAAGAAAUAUAAACCACAAAAGAAAGGAGGAGUUGCCAAGUAAGUAAUUUUUCUUACAUUAGCUAAUUGAAUUCAUUUUUAUAAAUGAAAAGUUUGAUAUUUCUUUGAAUAGAACUUCUUCUAAUAGAAUAAUAAUUUAUUCUUUAUUCUUUU
Molecule: messenger RNA, 779 nt
Organism: Entamoeba histolytica HM-1:IMSS
Lineage: Eukaryota; Evosea; Mastigamoebida; Endamoebidae
Exons: 1
Coding region: 1-669 (222 amino acids)
Biological process (GO): parallel actin filament bundle assembly; actin crosslink formation
Cellular component (GO): cortical cytoskeleton
Molecular function (GO): actin filament binding
Source: RefSeq, a predicted model, not a curated record